UAUAUGACUCGGAUGUGAUCGACCACGUGGUGCAGAGUCCCAUCCUGAAGGAUCUCAGUUGCAGCACACUGCUCGUCCUCUUUACCUCCUCUCUCGUUGCAACAAUCCGUCUCUCAGACGUCCACCUCGUAGCAGCUACCAGCCUUUUACCUCACAAGUAAAGAUGUUCCGUUUACCAACCGUCAUGAAGCAGGUGAGGCCCGUGUGCCGGGCGCUGGCUCCUCACCUCACACGAGCCUACGCCAAGGAAGUGAAGUUUGGAGCUGAUGCUCGCGCCCUCAUGCUUAAGGGAGUGGACCUGCUGGCUGACGCUGUGGCCGUCACCAUGGGCCCAAAGGGUCGCAAUGUCAUCAUCGAGCAGAGCUGGGGCAGCCCCAAGGUCACCAAAGACGGCGUGACGGUGGCCAAGAGCAUCGACCUGAAGGACAAGUACCAGAACAUCGGUGCCAAGCUGGUGCAGGACGUUGCCAACAACACCAACGAGGAGGCCGGCGACGGCACCACCACCGCCACAGUGCUGGCUCGCGCCAUCGCCAAGGAGGGCUUCGACACCAUCAGCAAAGGCGCCAACCCCGUGGAGAUCCGCCGCGGAGUCAUGAUGGCCGUAGAAACCGUCAUCAAUGAGCUGAAAAAUCUCUCCAAGCCAGUGACGACCCCCGAGGAGAUCGCACAGGUUGCCACGAUCUCAGCCAACGGAGACGUGGAGAUUGGUACCAUCAUUUCCAACGCCAUGAAGAAAGUUGGCCGCAAGGGAGUCAUCACUGUCAAGGAUGGGAAGACUCUGCACGAUGAGCUGGAGAUCAUUGAGGGUAUGAAGUUUGACCGCGGUUACAUCUCCCCCUACUUCAUCAACACUGCCAAAGGUCAGAAGUGUGAGUUCCAGGACGCCUACCUGCUGCUGAGCGAGAAGAAGAUCUCAACUGUCCAGAUGAUCGUGCCAGCCCUGGAGAUCGCCAACCAGCAGCGCAAACCGCUGGUUAUUAUUGCUGAGGACGUGGACGGAGAGGCCCUCAGCACCUUGGUGCUCAACAGGCUGAAGGUUGGUCUUCAGGUGGUGGCUGUUAAAGCUCCAGGAUUCGGAGACAACAGGAAGAAUCAGCUGAGGGACAUGGCCAUCGCCACCGGGGGCACCGUGUUUGGAGACGACGCUGUGGGUCUCGCUCUUGAAGACAUCCAGGCUCACGACUUCGGCAAGGUCGGCGAGGUGCAGAUUACCAAAGACGACACCUUGCUGCUGAAGGGAGGCGGCAACCCGGCUGAACUGGAGAAGCGUGCGGCGGAGAUCAUCGAGAUGCUGGAGAACACCACCAGCGACUACGAGAAGGAGAAGCUCAACGAGAGACUGGCCAAGCUGUCUGACGGAGUGGCGGUACUCAAGAUCGGAGGAACAAGUGACGUGGAGGUGAAUGAGAAGAAAGACCGCGUGACGGACGCUCUGAACGCUACCCGGGCCGCUGUGGAGGAGGGUAUCGUACAAGGUGGAGGCUGCGCCCUGCUGCGCUGCAUCCCAUGUCUUGAUUCCAUCAAAACCGCCAAUGCUGACCAGAAGAUCGGCGUGGAGAUCAUCAGACGGGCGCUCCGUAUCCCCGCCAUGACCAUCGCUAAGAAUGCCGGUGUGGAGGGUUCGCUAGUGGUGGAGAAGAUCCUGCAGGGGCCGGCUGAGUUCGGCUACGACGCCAUGCAGGGAGAGUACGUCAACAUGGUGGAGAAGGGCAUCAUCGACCCCACCAAGGUGGUGAGGACGGCGCUGCUGGACGCCGCAGGAGUUGCCUCCCUGCUCUCCACCGCCGAGGCUGUCGUCACGGAGAUCCCCAAGGAGGAGAAGGAGAUGCCGGGAGGCGGCAUGGGUGGCAUGGGAGGAAUGGGCGGUAUGGGAGGUAUGGGAGGUGGCAUGGGUUUCUAAGCCAAUCCUCCUGACUUGCUGUACAGACUAAUAUAGGCAGAGUGGUGCUGGUGGUGGGGGUCAGCUGAGGAGAAAUCCUCCAAGAACCCACCUCCACCUAACUUUGCCCAAACUGACUGGCCAUGAAGAGUAUGUUGGAGCUGCAAAUGUUUGACACCCACCUCCCUCCACCCUCCACUACGUCACACAACCCUCUUCGUCCGGGGUUUUUUCUGGAGGAGUCGGCCUCGCCUGACCCGAAACAAACUGAGGAUGAGAGCCCAUCAAACCAAGUUACUACACCUCUACUCUACUCUACUCUAACGGCUAAAACACUCAACAGAAAGAAUAUUAUCAUGCAGAUUUACGUACAGAUUAAAUGUCUGUAAAGUGAUUAUUAAAGUGGUCUAAAAACAUAGUAAACAUGUCGUUGAUGCUCUACAAAGAGAGCACGAGAAAAGAUGCAUAGCCAUGAUUGUGUCGGUGUCCUUUUUAUGUUUGUCAUAGUAUUUUGUUAAUUCUUCUUUUUUUUUAUAUAUAUAUGUUUUGUUUCCCCCCGGUUAAUAUUAUGUGAGUUAAAAUCUGUCAUUUGAUUUAAUUAAAACCAGUUUUUCUUACAGAGCUUUGAGCAUUUUGUCUCUGACAUUAAUUGUACGUCCUCCUUGUACGUGACACAGUUGGGUGCCUAAAUUACAGAGUUUGAGUUUCACCAGGGGCCUGUUUAAAAGAUGUUUACUGGGAUGUCUGGGAGUCGUUUUCAUGCAUGCAGCAUUGUGAGUAUUUUCAGAGCAUCAGCCUGUAUGUCAGAUCAUCUGAUUAUUGAUAUCACAAUAAUAAUAAUAAUAAUAAAAGGCUGAUUGAUUGUGAGAGGUGGGGCUCAAGUUACAAAGCAGUUUGGACCAUUCAAGGUCUCGGCUACAAAGUCUAAAUGUGAAAACCUGUCGUGUCCGUGUGCUGUUAAAACAUCGGCCUUCAUUUCUCCCCUCAUACGCUCUGCUUUAACUACAGAAAACUACAGUAUGAAGAUAUUUUACUUUACUACAAAACACAUUAUUCCUUUGCAAAAUGGCAAAUAUGGGUGAUCAUUCGACUUCUGUUUUGUACAAUGUAGACGAUGAUUAAUGGUGAUUUUCUUUUCUUUUUUUUUAUUUAAUAAAUUCAAUUGUUCAGA
Molecule: messenger RNA, 3053 nt
Organism: Sebastes umbrosus (honeycomb rockfish)
Lineage: Eukaryota; Metazoa; Chordata; Actinopteri; Perciformes; Sebastidae
Gene: hspd1
Product: heat shock 60 protein 1
Exons: 11
Coding region: 164-1903 (579 amino acids)
Biological process (GO): mitochondrial unfolded protein response; positive regulation of T cell activation; positive regulation of interleukin-6 production
Cellular component (GO): mitochondrial inner membrane; mitochondrial matrix
Molecular function (GO): protein-folding chaperone binding; ATP-dependent protein folding chaperone; ATP binding
Source: RefSeq, a predicted model, not a curated record